Amphimedon queenslandica is the source of this 2650-nucleotide messenger RNA. RefSeq lists its product as uncharacterized. The coding region runs from base 65 to 2650 and encodes 861 amino acids. The record is from RefSeq and is a predicted model, not a curated record. The transcript is spliced from 8 exons. Lineage: Eukaryota; Metazoa; Porifera; Demospongiae; Haplosclerida; Niphatidae. Gene Ontology annotation, molecular function: protein binding.
AUUUUAAUUUACCAAAUGAUCUCAACCAUUACCCAGUAAUCAGGGCUGUGGGUUUCAGUUGAAGAUGUCUUCACAAAUCUAUCGGCAACCAGUGGAGAGGCGGAGAGGUCAUUCUAGUGUAGAGGUAGGCGACAACCUGUACAUGUGGGGUGGGAGGCAGCCUGACUUCCCUGAAGUACACAAUAGUGAGAAGAAGAGAUCAAUCUGUUCUGUAGUGGAGGUCUGUCAUGUACCAACUGGUACUUGGGUACAAAAGCCUACCACUGGUAACCCCCCACUUGGUAUUGAGGGAUAUGCUGCUGCUGUCAUUAGAAAUGAAAUAUUCUUUUUUGGAGGGCGUUGUGGUCAUGACGUCUGUCAUCAUAACAGUUUAUACAGUUUUAAUGUUGACACCUUAAAUUGGAAGGAACUCUCUCCUACUACAUCUCAUCAUGGUCCUAUGAUGAAGUCCUUCUCUGGCAUGGUUGCACUACGAAUCAAUGACGAGGACUAUCUUGCAGUAAUUGGAGGGCAGGGACCAUCUUCUAAUACCCCACCACAACCUGGUGCCCAGUACAGUAAAGGUGGCAAUCAACGUUGCAAUGAAGUUCAUAUGUACCGAUUAAAAACUGGUGAAUGGACUUCACCAACUGUCACUGGAGACAGACCACCUCCUAUUUCUCAAUUCACUUUAACAUCAAUAACUAACACUACUGUUAUAUUGUUUGGUGGUGAUAUUGGUGGUUUGAAAUACAAUAAUGAUGUGUAUAUAUUUGAAUUUACCGACACAUCAGUGAAAUGUAAGAAGUUUUCUAACCCUGGAGGAUCAGUACAAUGGCCUCAGGCGAGAGAUGCUCAUUCCAGUGUAUUGAUCAACUGUAGCUCAGUACCACACCUACUAGUGGUUGGUGGAGCAGGUACCAAUGAUUGUUGGUUGUUAAACAUAAACAAAAUGGAAUGGAAAGAACUGACUAAUAUACCAGACAGUGUCACUGAUAGAUAUUGGCAUUCUCUCUCAAUUUGGAAUGAGACACAGACCAUCAGCUGGAUAAUUGAGUUUGGAGGACGAACGGGAAGUGGUUCAUUACUCAGUGAUACAACAUUUAUUGAAAUCAUAUCUAGUGCUGGUGAUUUGGUAGUACAGUCAGUACUGGACAUUAAUGAAUAUCAGAAGAGAAGAAUACAAGAUGCUGUAGGGAAGUGGAUGGAGGAAGGGAGUGUUGAUCUAACCGUUACUCGUGUUAAUAUGCUUGGUGCUCCUGGAGCUGGUAAAACCUGUUCAAAGCUCCUCCUACUAAAUGAAGACCCACCCACUGAUGACACCAGUACACCCAUUGCCUGCAAGGCUACGAGAGCUGCCGUUUGUGGAAAAACUUGGAAUCGAGUGACUCGAGAUAAUUUACUUGGUGAAUUAGCAGUCGAUUUGAAUGCAGUUUCACAGGAAAAGAAAACAAAAGAGCCUCCCCUGCCCGUAGUCCUCUCAUUGCCAGAUAAUACUCAACCAGCAGCAGAAAUACCACUAGAUCCAUCUCCUACUCCACAGAAGAAACCUGAUCAAGCAGUUUCAUCUGAAACAAAAGUUAUCGAAGAAGACAAAGAGUAUCAUACUGAAGCAGUCGUCCAGGAAAUUUUAGCCAGUCAACCAAAAAGGAUUCAUAAAAGUGAUCAUUGGCUGUACGUUAUUGACUCUGGUGGUCAGCCAGCAUACCAAGACUUACUGCCUUUAUUCACUAGAGCAGCUUCUCUCAAUAUCAUAGCACUGGAUCUAUCUAAGCCUUUCAAUGAGAGGUUUGAUCUGAUGUACAGGAUCGAUAGAAAAUUCUUCCCAUGCUACUCCAAGUCAACUCAGUUAGCAUUCUUCCAGUCUGCAGUUUCCACUGGAGCUAGUUUUAAGCCUCUUGAUAUUUCCUGCAUCUCCAAGAAACCGACACACUCCAUGCAUCUUGUAUUGGGAACGCAUUAUGACAAGGUAAAUGAUGAUACUCUAAGAGAAAAGGAAGAGAUCCUAAAGUCUUCAAUGUCUUCGUUGCAGUCCUACUUACAAAAUUGCGUUAUCCAUCAUAAAAAAUCUAUCAUAUUUCCUGUCAACACGAUUGCUGAAUCAGAAGAAAGAGCUAAAUACAGUGAAGAGAUUUGCAAGGCAAUAUGGUAUCAUGGGUCUGAUGCUUCACUGGAAAUCAAAAUACCAAUUCGAUGGUUUGCAUUUGAGUUGUCUUUGCCCGAGCAGAGUAUUGUAUCAGUUAAGGAAGCUUUAUCUAUUGGAGAAAGAUAUGGGAUGAAGGAGGAAGAUACUAAACAAGCUUUGAGAUAUUUCCAUAACGUGAGUCUCAUGUUAUAUUAUCCAGAAGUUACGAAUGUCGUCUUUGUUGAUUCUAAGCCAAUCCUUGAAAUUCUCUCACAGUUAUUAGCUCUCACAUACGUUGAUGAUGAUGAUGCUUUAGCUUCAAUUUCAGACAAACCUCUUUCUCUCAAAGUUAUGAAUAAUCUGAAGGAAGGAUUCUUCAAUGAAGAUAUUUUUGAGCAUUUGAAGUCAAUGUCUGUCAUAUUUUCCCUGCCAGAGUUCCAGUUGUCUGAUCUAAUCAGACUCCUACUUCAUCUUAACAUCAUCACAAAACUAGAAGAUGACAAAAGGGACACUACUUCAUUCCUUAUGCUCUCCUUCAUACAAUGA